Molecule: messenger RNA, 285 nt
Organism: Puccinia graminis f. sp. tritici CRL 75-36-700-3
Lineage: Eukaryota; Fungi; Basidiomycota; Pucciniomycetes; Pucciniales; Pucciniaceae
Exons: 1
Coding region: 1-285 (94 amino acids)
Source: RefSeq, a predicted model, not a curated record
AUGGCCAGGAGAGAAUCUCCCAGUUGUCAAGACCUUGCAGUCUUGAUGACUGGGAGGAAUCCAUCCCGGCCAUCAAUACUGUACAAGUCUCAAAGACCAGAUGGAAUCCCUCCCAGCCAUCAAGACUGUACAAGUCUCAAAGACCAGACGGAAUCCCUCCCGGCAACAAUGGGCAGCCACACUAAACGGCCCACUAACGUUGGCGUAAUGGCCCUCAAAACAGCGCGCCAAACCUGUAGUGUUAGUGCCACUACGCUAUGUUACACUGUGCUACAGCCCUUUUAG